Messenger RNA from Penicillium cataractarum, 264 nucleotides. RefSeq names its product small nuclear ribonucleoprotein E. The coding region runs from base 1 to 264 and encodes 87 amino acids. The record is from RefSeq and is a predicted model, not a curated record. Gene Ontology annotation, biological process: mRNA splicing, via spliceosome; spliceosomal snRNP assembly. Gene Ontology annotation, cellular component: U2 snRNP; U4 snRNP; U4/U6 x U5 tri-snRNP complex. The transcript has 3 exons. Gene Ontology annotation, molecular function: RNA binding. Lineage: Eukaryota; Fungi; Ascomycota; Eurotiomycetes; Eurotiales; Aspergillaceae.
AUGGCUGGCCGCAAGACUUUGUUGGCGCCGAUCCACUUUAUCUUCAGCCUGUUGCAGAAGCGCAGCACUGUCUCGAUCUGGUUGUACGAGCAGCUCGCCUUCCGUAUUGAGGGCAAGAUCAGGGGCUUCGAUGAGUUCAUGAACCUCGUUGUCGAUGACGCGGUGGAAGUGCGCCUAGCUACCAAGACUGAGGAGGAGAAGCGGAGGCCUCUCGGCCAAAUCCUUCUCAAGGGCGACAACGUCUCCCUCAUCCAGGCCGUUUGA